AUGGCCCCGUCGCAAGCUUAUUUGAACGAGCCCAUUGCCAUCAUUGGCAGUGGAUGUCGAUUCCCCGAGCCACGCGAUGUACAGGCUCAGAUUCCAGCUGCUCGGUUCAAUCCGGAUGGGUUUUACCACCCGGAGAACACCCAUCAUGGGACCAGCAAUGUGCGUCAUUCAUACCUACUCUCGGAGGAUCACCGGCUCUUUGAUGCCCAAUUUUUCGGCAUCAAACCCGUCGAGGCACACUCCAUCGACCCCCAGCAACGGCUCCUUCUCGAGACCGUCUACGAGAGUCUGGAGGCUGCCGGGAUCUCCAUCGAGCAGCUUCAAGGCUCAUCAACCGCGGUCUAUGUUGGCCUCAUGGGGGCGGAUUAUGCCGACCUGCUCGGACGCGACACGUCGUUCUUUCCCACCUACUUUGCCACCGGCACGGCAAGAAGCAUCAUCUCCAACCGGAUCUCAUAUUUCUUUGACUGGCGGGGGCCAUCCAUGACGAUCGACACCGCGUGUUCAUCCAGUUUGAUCGCUGUGCAUCAGGCGGUCCAGGUUUUGCGCUCCGGCGAGUCUCGAGUGGCGAUUGCGGCUGGGGCCAAUCUUCUCCUGGGGCCCGAGCAGUACAUCGCAGAAAGUAAUCUCAAGAUGUUGUCGCCGGACGGCCGGUCGUACAUGUGGGAUGACCGGGCCAAUGGGUACGCGCGAGGGGAGGGAAUGGCAUCGGUGGUGCUCAAGACCCUGUCCGCUGCGAUUGCCGAUGGGGACCAUAUUGAAUGUAUUAUCAGAGAGACUGGAAUCAAUCAAGACGGUAAAACCAAGGGUAUCACCAUGCCUAGCCCCGUCGCCCAAGCCGCCUUGAUCGAGGCUACCUACGCGAAAGCCGGCUUGGAUUUGCGACGGGCGCAAGAUCGACCCCAGUACUUCGAAGCACACGGCACCGGCACGCCUGCAGGUGACCCUACGGAAGCGGAGGCCAUUCACAAUGCAUUUUUCCAAAACAACCCUCCUCCGCAGAAUCUUCGCAGUCUGUUAUUUGUCGGCUCUAUCAAGACGGUGAUUGGCCAUACCGAAGGGACUGCAGGGCUGGCUGGUCUGCUCAAGGCUUCCUUGGCCUUACAGCACGGGGUCAUCCCUCCCAAUCUGUUAUUCGAGAGGCUCGCACCCUCCGUGAAGCCAUUUUACAACUACCUGCGGAUCCCGGUCAAGAGUCAACCCUGGCCUGCCAUCGAACCCAACGCGCCACGGAGAGCGAGUGUCAACUCAUUCGGAUUUGGGGGCGCCAAUGCCCACUGUAUCCUUGAAAGCUAUAUGCCGACAGACAGGGCUGCUGGCAUCACUAGAACCCAGUCAGGGGGCAUAGUCUGCACUCCUUUCACCUUCUCCGCGACCUCCGAGAGCUCGCUCAAGGCUCUCGUGUCCUCGUACUCGGAGCUGCUGAGGACGCAGCCGUCCAUCGAUCUUCGCGCCCUCUCGCUCACUAUAGCGACGAGACGGACUGGAUUUCCCACACGCAUCUCUUUUGCAGCCACAAGUGCAGCUGAUCUUCUCCCCAAACUUGAUCUCUUCACAGAUGGAAACGGCGAAAACCCCAUGGUUUCUUCGGCGUCUGCAUCCAUUUCGCGUCCACCACGCGUACUCGGAGUCUUCACCGGCCAGGGUGCUCAAUGGGCCAGAAUGGGGGCAGAGCUGCUGCAGUUUCCCGCGGCGCAAGUGAUUGUGGAGCGGUUGGAAGACAGUCUGUCCCAGCUCCCCUUGGAUCGCCCGACAUGGUCUCUCAAACAGGAGCUAUUAGCAGACAAGCAGUCAUCGCGGGUGGACGAAGCUGCCCUGUCCCAACCCCUAUGUACCGCCGUUCAGAUUAUUCUGGUGGAUCUUCUCAGGGCAGCAGGCAUCAAGUUCUGUGCGGUUGUUGGCCAUUCCUCUGGGGAAAUUGGGGCCGCAUACGCGGCCGGAUAUUUAAGCGCAACGGACGCAAUUCGGAUUGCGCACUACCGGGGCGCAAAUCUUCACUUUGCCCAAGGCAAAAAGGACCAAGCUGGAGCGAUGAUUGCGGUGGGGACGUCCUUCGAAGACGCGCAGGCGUUGUGCCAAUUAAGACGCUUCAAGGGCAAAGUGGGCGUCGCGGCCUGCAAUUCUUCGACAAGCGUGACGCUAUCUGGCGAUCUCGAAGCCAUUGAUUACGUCCGGGCUGUGUAUGAGGAAGAAAAGAAAUUUGCUCGGGUAUUGAAGGUCGAUAAGGCGUACCAUUCGCACCAUAUGGCUCCUUGUGCAGAACCCUACGCGAAUGCUCUGCGCGCCUGUGGCAUUCAACCGCAACGGCCAGCACCCUCGGAUUGCCUGUGGAUUUCGAGUGUUUAUCAGAAAAACAUCGAUGAGGUCCAGGAUAGUCUCGCGGACUCCUACUGGGUGAGCAACCUGGUGUCUCCGGUCUUGUUCUCCCAAGCCCUGCAAUAUGCGCUGGGCGAAGACCGCUUUGACCUCGCGAUUGAAAUCGGUCCUCAUCCUGCCUUGAAAGGGCCUGCCCGCCAGGUCAUGCAAGAGGCCAUCGGAGAUCCCAUCCCGUACACCGGGGUGCUGAGCCGGGGUACUAAUGAUAUCAAUUCCUUCUCCAGCGGGCUCGGGUACAUUUGGACCACGCUCGGGCCCAACGCCAUCGAUCUCGUGGGAUAUGAUCGCCUACUCAAUUUUCCGGUGAACGUACAGGUGCCUCUGAAGAGACUCCCUUCUUACCCUUGGGAUCAUGACAGGACGUACUGGUACGAGUCACGUACAUCCAAAAUCUUCCGCGAACGAAAGUAUCCUCCACAUGAACUUCUGGGGACCCGGUGUCCGGAUGCCUCCGACAAGGAAGUCCGAUGGAGCAAUUAUCUGAUUCCCAAGGAGCUACCCUGGAUUCCAGGCCACCAAAUCCAAGGACAGAUGGUGUUCCCUGCUGCUGGCUAUAUCUCCACCGCGGUUGAAGCGGUCCGCCAGAUUGCUGGGAACGCAUCCUUGAAAAUGAUCGAGCUCACGGAUUUCACGAUUGGGCAGGCUCUGGUUUUCGACACCGAAGACUCUGCGGUGGAGAUCCUCGUGUCCGUCACGCAGCUACACCGGCAAGGAAACAUGUUGACGGGGAGAUUCAGCUUCUUUUCGACUACUGGCCAGGACACAGGGCCUAUGCUGCUCAAUGCCGAUGAUGUGCAACUACUGCCUCCGGUGCCGGAAGAACAGUUCGCUAUGAUGGAUGUUGAUCCUGACCGAUUCUAUGACACCUUUGCAGGCUAUGGGUAUGAGUACACCGGUCCCUUCAAGGCACUUUCGUCGAUGGCCAGGAAAGCCGGUGUCGCGACUGGCCGGAUCUCAGUGCCUGAACCGUCCGUGCCGGGGAAGCCCUUACUUCUUCACCCUGCACCCUUGGAUGCCGCUAUCCAAUCAGUUCUGCUGGCUUUUUGCUUUCCAGGUGACGGUCGACUUCAGGCCAUCCAGCUUCCCACCGACAUCACCCGGAUUCGCAUCAAUCCCGCCCUAUGCGCUGCCCAGUCCGCGUCCGGUCAGCCCUGGAAAUUCCAUUCGACUAUCGGUCGGGACGAUGGGUCGAGAGUGGAUGAAGACGUUGAUCUGUAUCCCAUUGGUGGUCAGCAUGCGAUGGUUCAAGUGGAAGGCAUGCAUACCAGGCCCAUGGUUCCCCCGACUGAAGCCACGGAUGUGCAUAUCUUUUCGGAGCCGUACUGGGAGGUGUUCUCUCCGAACGCGAUGCACGCUCCAGCGGACGAGCGGGAGAGCUUCGAGUUUGGCUUCGUCCUAGAAAGGGUCGCUUACUACUAUCUUCGCCAGCUCGUCGACAGGACUAACCCGCAGGAUCGCGAGAACUGUGAGUGGCAUUACAAACACUUUCUCGCGUAUGCAGAGCACAUGCUGGACCGCGUUGCGACUGGCCAUCACCCAUUUGCUCAACAGCGAUGGAAUCUGGAUACACACGCGGAGAUCCACUCGAUCAUUGACAGUCAUCCGGAGAAUAUCGGUCUUCGCAUCAUGCGUGCGGUUGGCGAGAAUAUGGUCUCCGCGAUCCGAGGAGAGGCAUCGAUGCUGGAGGCUAUGAUCAAGGAUAAUAUGCUGAACGAUUUCUACGUCACAGGUUUAGGCAUGGAACAGUAUCUCCACAAGUUGACCAGCGCGGCGAAGCAGAUUGGACACCGGCACCCAACGAUGAAUGUCCUGGAAAUUGGGGCUGGAACAGGCGGUGCAACCAAGUCGAUCCUGAGAGAGCUGGAUGACGCUUUCGCCUCAUAUACGUUCACGGAUAUUUCCAGCGGGUUCUUUGAAAAGGCCGUGCAGACCUUCAAAGCCUACGAGUCCAAGAUGACUUUCAAGACGCUCAACAUCGAAAAGGAUAUCCUUGAACAAGGAUAUGCAGAGCACUCCUUUGAUCUGAUCAUAGCCUCUCUCGUGUUGCAUGCGACGACCAAGUUGGAGGAGACCAUGAAGAAUGUCCGCAAGCUGCUUAAACCCGGCGGAUACUUGCUGAUGGUCGAGCUUACGGACAACGAGCCCAUGCGAUUCGGGUUUGUCUUUGGGGUCCUCCCUGGCUGGUGGCUCGGAAUAGACGAUGGAAGACGAUUAUCGCCGUGCAUUGAGCCCCCCAAGUGGGAGAAGCUCUUGCAGGAGACGGGCUUCGCAGGCAUCGAGUCGAUUGUCCCGCAUCAUACAACGGAACCACUCCCCCUCUGCGUGAUUCUAUCCCAGGCCGUGGAUGAUCGAAUGGAGCUUCUUCGAAACCCGCUCUCGUCCAGCCCUCAACAGACUAGUAUCGCCAUCCCUGAUCUCACCAUCAUUGGAGGCACCACACCUCAAACAGCCACUCUCAUAUCAUCCAUUGUGCAAGAGCUCUCGCCAUUCGCUGAGCAGAUCCGAAGGCUACCCUCGUUGCUGGAUCUGAAUGUCAACAGUCUUCCAUUGGGUGGAAGCGUGAUCUGCCUUCAAGACCACGAUGAGCCCGUUCUCAAGUCGCUGUCCGACUCGACAUUGCGGGGUCUCCAAUGCUUAUUUGAACGGUCUAAGAAAGUGAUCUGGGUCACUGCUGGAUACAAGGAAUGCGAUCCCUAUGCCAAGAUGAUCGUGGGAUUCUGCCGCUGCCUUCUGCAGGAAAUGCAGCACCUCCGGCUGCAAGUCUUGGAUUUCCCACAGUGUGAACUGCCCAGUUCACAGUUGAUUUCCGAGACCAUGAUCCGCUUUGCAGCCACGGAGGUCUGGGAAGAUCAGGGACGGCUGAAGGAUUUACUCUGGACCCUCGAGCCGGAGAUCGCCUUUGAACACGGCAAGGCAUGGAUACCCCGGGUCAAGUUGAGCAAGCGUCUGAACAGUCGGUACAAUUCCUCUCGUCGCUUGAUCACGCAGCCGGUCAAUCUCCAGGUGGAACCUGUAACCCUGACCCAUCGUGAUGAGACCUACUCCAUCCGGUCAGGUUCUGAUCAGGUGCUCGACGCUGCGGGGGGUUCAUCGCCCACCUAUCGCUCCGUGGAGAUCGAUGUCAAAUGUUCGGUUUCGAGGUCCGUCAAGAUCGGUCAUCUGGGACAAUUCUUUGUCGUUCUCGGCACCAAAAGCGUGACCAACCUCCAAGUCAUCGCUUUAUCCACCUGCUUAUCAUCCAGAAUCACGGUUCCGGACUACUGGGUGCAGCCUUGUCUGGUGCCCGAGCAGCAGGCUGUGAACUACUUGGUGACAUUGUUUCAUCUCCUCUUGGGCAAUGCAGCCCUAAGUGACUUGGGCCCGGAUGACGUGCUGGUGGUUCUGGAGCCUGACGCAGCUCUGGCAGCCUUCUUGGAGCCAGCAGCGCAGUCGCAAGGUGUCUCCCUCCACUGUGUGACUGCUGAUACCUCUCCCCUCAAAGGGCCGUGGACCAUUCUACAUGCCCACGCUUCGAGGAGGGAUCUGGUCACUGCCCUUCCCGGACGAAUCUCGCGUCUCCUUUCCUGGACGGAGAAUCCCUGGUCUUCUCUGCUUCGUGAGUGCAUGGAUGCCCGCUAUCCCGUUGAAACGAAGGACACACUAGUACCAUUCACCGGACGGCUGAAUGCUGCUGUGACCGAUCAUCGGAUCUCCGAGGCACUCGAGACUAUGGAUCCACUCAAGAUGUCGAUGCGAUCCUUGCAAGACAUGGUGAACGAAAAUGACACCAGCCAAGUGUUCCUCGUUAAUUGGGGUGCAGACACCACGGUUCCAGUGCAGUUGGAGCCUGUCGACGCCCGACCCUUAUUCAAGGCCGACAAAACGUAUUGGCUGGUUGGCUUGACGGGGGGACUCGGACUCUCUCUUUGCAAGUGGAUGAUCACCCGGGGGGCAAGAUAUCUUGUGCUGUCGAGCCGAAACCCUAAGGUUGAUCCGCGUUGGAUAUCAGAAUUCAGCGCACUGGGCGCGACAGUCAAGAUAUAUCCCAAUGAUGUUACCGAUCGCCAAUCCGUCCGCUCCGUUUACCAGCAGAUUGAGGCGUCUCUUCCACCGGUGGCGGGUGUCUGUCAAGGCGCCAUGGUCUUGCACGAUACUCUGUUCCUGGAUCUGACGAUGGAGCGCAUGGAGAAGGUGCUCAAGCCGAAGAUGGACGGGGCGAUUUACCUCGAUGAGAUCUUCUCACGCACCCCACUCGACUUCUUCGUCUUUCUCUCUUCCAUGGCUUCGGUGACCGGCAACCCCGGUCAGGCAGCGUAUGCCGCCGCCAACAUGUUCCUGGCUGGACUCGCGGCGCAGCGAAGACAACGCGGCGUGGCGGCUUCGACAGUCCACAUCGGUGCCAUUGUGGGUAACGGCUAUGUAACCCGUGAGCUGACGCUCGCCCAACAGGUGGCUCUGCAGAAAGUGGGCAAUAUGUGGAUGUCCGAGCAGGACUUCUACCAAAUCUUCGCCGAGGCGGUUGUCGCCAGUCCUCCUCGUCCAGGGCUCAAUCCCGAGUAUUUCACCGGCUUGCGGGUUUUCUACGACGACGAGGAAGACAAGCCCCAGUACGCCGACAACCCCAUCUUCGCCCAUUUAACCAAGUACCGGAACGUCGGGGGCAGCAUCGCGAGCGGCAAUGGUGCGACGGUCUCCGUCAAAGCUCAGCUGGCGAAGGCCACCACACAGGAUGAAGUCCAUGCGGUCUUGAAGGCGGCGUUGAUUGCCAAACUGCAAUCCGCCCUGCAAACGCCCCCCGAUCUCGAUGUGAUCGGGCUGAACGCAGAUGCAUUGGGCAUCGAUUCCCUCGUUGCGUUGGACGUGCGGUCAUGGUUCUUGAAGGAGCUGAACGUCGAUCUACCGGUCCUGAAAAUCAUCAGCGGCGCCUCCAUGGGCGACCUGUUAGAACGUGCUGGCGAGCUUCUGCCGUCCACGAUGACGCCCGAUCUGGGCAAGGAUUCUGGUGCGACUGAAAAGAUCCAGACGAAGCCAGUCGUGCCCGCACCAGCCCUACCCCAGCCCCAGCAACCCCAACCCCGGCAGACGAAGCCAACCUCAGCACCCACGAAUCCUACCCCCAGUCUACCAGUCCCCAAAACGGAGCCGGCGACCCCGGCGAGGGUCGCAGAGAUUUCUAAGAACGAAAUGGCAGACCACCCGCGAUCUACUUCUUCCUCGAUUCCCAGGGCCAUCCACGACGGUCCUCUGUCCAGUUCGGCUUCAGUAUCGGAACCCCGAACCCCGUCGGAAUCCAAGCGCACUCCGUCCGAGACAUCUGAAUCCUCCUUCGAGGACAUUGCGCAACCCAUUGGGACCGAGAAUGGCGAGCAGAGAGUGCUGCCGCUCUCCUUCUCGCAGUCCCGAUUCUGGUUCUUGAGAUCCUACCUGGAAGAGAAAACCACGUUCAACGUGACCGUCUCCAUUCGCUUAUCAGGGAAGCUCCGCGUGGACGACCUGGCGCAGGCUGUCGCGACCGUUGGCCAGCGUCAUGAGUCGCUGCGCACGCGGUUCUUCACCAACCCGAGCUACGAGCCCAUGCAAGCGGUUCUUGCGUCCUCCGUCCUUCGACUCGAGAAGAAAGCCAUGACUGACCUGUCCGAGGCACAGGAGGAGUAUCAUCGUGUCAAAAACCAUGUGUAUGACCUGGAGAACGGGGAGACCAUGAGAAUUGUGCUCUUGUCGUUGUCUCCGACGGUUCACGAGCUGAUCCUGGGAUAUCACCAUAUCAACAUGGAUGGAGUUGCUUUUGAGAUUUUCUUCUCCGAUCUGCAGAAGGCCUACGACCGCACACUCCCCAAUGACGGUGGGCUUCUGCAAUACCCCGACUUUGCCGCUCGCCAGAGAAAGCAGUACCUGGACGGUGCAUGGAAGACUCAGCUGGCAUAUUGGCGGGACGAGUUUACGACUCUUCCUGCGCCGUUGCCUCUCUUCCCGCUGUCUACGUCCUCUGGUCGAGUAACCCUGGCCAAGUAUGCGACUCAUCUGUCCUCCUAUCGGGUGUCACCGACUCUCUCGGCCCAAGUGCACGCUAUUUGCAAGAGAUUAAAGGUUUCCCCAUUCCAAUUUUAUCUCGCGGUGUACCGGGUGUUGAUCUCUCGCUUUGUCGCCGUGGACGAUCUGUGCAUUGGGGUGGCAGAUGCGAAUCGAAAUGAGAGUGAUGUGCAGCAGAGCCUGGGCUGCUAUCUCAACCUCUUACCAGUUCGAUUCGACUCCUCCUCAGCGACGAGUAGCUUCAGCGACGUCGUGCGGGACACCAAGGCGAAAGCGCAGCAAGCGUUUGCGAACUCCCAAGUGCCCAUCGAUGUCUUGCUCAAUGAGCUCAAUGUGCCCCGCUCCUCGAGUCACAGCCCCCUGUUUCAAGUUCUGCUCAACUACCGACAAGGGGUUGCCGAGAGUCGCGAUUUUUGCCACUGCGCGUGUGAAUGGACCAACUUUGACGGUGGACAGACGGCUUACGACCUCAAUCUCGACAUCGUGGACAAUGCGGGUGGUGAGGCACUUCUCCGCUUGUCGGUCCAGCAGGGGGUUGCCACUCCGCUCCACUGGCGCGGAACCCUCGUUCACCGUAUCGACGAGGUAGCAAUCCACUCAGCGCAGGCAUCGGCGAUCAAGGAUGGCGUGGGAAAUGAUUGGACGUAUCAGCAAAUGAGCGAUCGUAUCCACAAGAUCGCGCACGCGCUAUCUCAGGCGGGGGUUGGUGACCGGUCGAAGGUAGGCGUCUUCCAGCAGCCCUCAGCGGAGUGGAUCUGCUCGAUGUUGGCCAUCCUACGCCUGGGGGGAAUAUACAUUCCCCUCGAUCCUCGUGUCGCGACCAAUCGCUUGGAGUCAAUCAUCAACGACUGCCAACCCAGUGUGGUCUUGACCGAUACCACCACUCAUCCAACCCUCCAGUCCUUCGACAGCAAGUUGCAGUUGAUUGACAUCACCCGUCUCCCCUCCCCGGCCCCUGACCGAAAGCCCCAUAUAGCUGACAUGUCCACCGAGGAUUCCAUCAUGGCUAUUUUGUACACCAGUGGCAGCACCGGGACGCCCAAGGGUGUGGUGAUGAAGCAUGCUAUCUUCCGCAACCAUGUGGAAACGGUAAACCAUGCGUGGAUAGAGGGGCUCGCCCCUGUGCGAGGCUUGCAGCAGUCGUCUUUCAGCUUCGACAUGUCUCUGGUGCAGAUUUUCUGGCCGCUCUGCGCUGGGGGGAGCGUGUAUAUUGUGCCGCAGUCUGCCCGGGGCGAUCCGCUCGCCUUGUCUCACAUUAUCUCAUCGGAGAAACUCUCGCUUACGGCUGCAACGCCAACCGAAUACCUUAGCUGGGUCCAAUACGGCGACCCAGAGUCCUUGCGACAGUCUGCCUGGAAGUUGAGUAUUGUGGGGGGCGAGCAGGUUACUCCGGCCCUGCUGGCGGCUUUACGACAAGUGAACAAGGCCGACUUACGGGCGAUCAACUGCUACGGCCCGACUGAGACCACAUUCUUCUCGCAUAUCGCGGAGUUGGACUGGCAGCAUGCAAAAGAUGCCCAGAUCUCUCUCGCGCCCUGGGCCAACUAUGCUACCUACAUUCUGGACGCCAACCGGGAGCCCCUGCCGGUGGGUGUGCCCGGGGAGGUGGCCAUCGGAGGCAUGGCUGUUGCUUCGGGCUAUCUCAAUCACAAGGACGCAACUCAGCAGCGAUUCGUCCCAGAUCAAUUUGCCCCGGAGGACUGGAUUGAACGUGGCUGGAGUCAGAUGCAUCUCACCGGAGACCGCGGCCGAUUGCAGCCCGAUGGACGAUUACUCCUGGAGGGACGGAUUGCCGGAGACACCCAGAUCAAACUGGGGGGCCUGCGCAUCGACCUGCAGGAUAUCGAGGCGACAAUCGUGCGAUCCUCGCCGGGUCGGGUUCUUCAUGCGAUUGUGACCCGACGCGAAGACCCGGACCUCCUGGUUGCCCAUGUGGAACUGUCUCGACAGGCUGAUCGCGCGGCCACACAGGAGUCCCUGAGACAGUUGGUGGCGAGUCUGCCUCUACCCCAGUACAUGCGUCCGGCAUUGAUCUUCCCCGUGAAGUCCUUGCCUCGGACACCGUCGGGCAAGAUCGAUCGACGGUCUGUGCAGCAGAUUUCACUGCCCCAGAUCCGACAGACCAAGGCAUCGGAUAUGCCGCCGCCAGUCGAGGAUACCCGGUCCCGGCUGUUGCAGCUGUGGGAAGAGGUCUUGACGGCGCAAGUCCUGGAUCACUUUCCGGUGGAUUCUCAAUCCGAUUUCUUUCAAGUCGGGGGCAGCUCCUUGCUGCUCAUGCGUCUGCAAGCGCUGAUCAAGACCGCCUUUGCGGUUGACAUCCCCUUCGCCCAACUCUUCGAUGCCAGCACCCUCGGCGGAAUGACCUCCAAGAUUCACUCGCUUCGGUACCCUGACCAGACACCGACCACGGUAGUUGACUGGGCUAUCGAGACGACGACACCCUCUGAAGACCCCCCAUUCACCCUCCUCGGCGCGCAAAGGCCCCGCGCCGUCGUCUUGACCGGCGCCACCGGCUUCCUCGGACGAGCACUGCUGCGGCAGUUGAUCUCGACGCCCUCGAUCGAGAAGGUCACCUGUAUCGCGGUGCGAGCCACAUCCUCGCACUCGGACCCCGUAUUCUCCUCCCCCAAGGUCGUCCUCUACCACGGCGACCAAUCCCUGCCGGACCUCGGACUCGCGCCGUCCGACCGCGAGACCAUCUGUGCCUCCGCCGACGCGAUCAUCCACAACGGCGCCGACGUCUCCUUCCUGAAGUCGUACGCCUCCCUGCGCACGGUCAAUGUGGAGUCGACCAAGCGACUGGCCGCGUGGGCGGUGCGCCAUGGGCUCCAGUUCCACUACAUCUCCACCGGCGCGGUCACCGCGCUCACGGGGCAGGCCGAGUGCCCUGCCAUCAGUGUGCGCGACUACCCGCCGCCCACCGACGGCUCGAACGGGUACAUUGCCUCCAAAUGGGCCUCCGAGGUGUAUCUGGAGCGCCUCAGCGCUCGCUACGGCAUGCCCCUCGUCGUCCAUCGGCCCGCCAGCAUCAUCGGACCGGGGGCUGCCGAGACCGAUGUCAUGGGCGCCCUGCUCAAAUACUCGACGAUGAUGCAGGCGGUGCCCCACGGCGAGUAUAUCCGCGGAUAUCUCGAUUUCAUUUCCGUAGACCGCGCGGCUACGGAGAUUGUCGACCGGGUGCAGGCGGGGGUCACCGAUGUGGAUGUGCAGUAUGUGUUCGAGAGCGGGGAGCUGCAGAUUGCGAGCGAGGAGCUGAAGCCGCGGAUGGAGAAGCUCACGGGGGAGAGGUUCGUGGGGUUGGCGAUGGAGGAGUGGGUUCGACGAGCCCUGGUCUUAGGGCUGAAUCCCAUGGUUGCCGCCUUCUUGCAGGGGGCUGCGGGGGGGCCGGGGAUCUUGAUGACCCGGUUGGUCAAGGAGGUUUAG
This is a messenger RNA of Aspergillus saccharolyticus JOP 1030-1, 11808 nucleotides long. RefSeq names its product PKS-NRPS hybrid synthetase psoA (gene nrps14). Gene Ontology annotation, molecular function: phosphopantetheine binding; 3-oxoacyl-[acyl-carrier-protein] synthase activity; fatty acid synthase activity. The transcript has 12 exons. Gene Ontology annotation, biological process: fatty acid biosynthetic process; secondary metabolite biosynthetic process. Lineage: Eukaryota; Fungi; Ascomycota; Eurotiomycetes; Eurotiales; Aspergillaceae. Bases 1 to 11808 code for a protein of 3935 amino acids. The record is from RefSeq and is a predicted model, not a curated record.